Molecule: messenger RNA, 2475 nt
Organism: Vitis vinifera (wine grape)
Lineage: Eukaryota; Viridiplantae; Streptophyta; Magnoliopsida; Vitales; Vitaceae
Product: golgin candidate 2
Exons: 10
Coding region: 253-2301 (682 amino acids)
Biological process (GO): Golgi organization; retrograde transport, vesicle recycling within Golgi
Cellular component (GO): Golgi membrane; Golgi cisterna
Source: RefSeq, a predicted model, not a curated record
GCAGUUAUCAUCGCUCCUCUCCACCAAAGCCACAGUACGGAUAUGAUCUCACCACAAAGAUCAAUGUUGUAUAUGCGUCUGUGACGAAGAAUUGCUGCACUGUUGUGUUAUUCUAGCAUUAAUUUCCAUGGUCUUCCUCCUCCAUCUUCCGUUAUCAACUCACAACUGCACUGCAUCAAGCGCUAAAAUGCGCCAUGAUCGACUAGUGCUCACAUCCGAUACGCAUCUCGAGGACUGUUGAAUCGGACGGCCAUGGCUGGAUGGAUAUCAUCGAAGCUCAAAGUUGCAGAAACCUUACUUCAACAGAUCGAUCAGCAAGCGGCAGAGUCUCUGGGGAAGAACGAGAGGCCGCAAUCAGAUGAACUUGAUGAGAAGAUUCCCGCAAAAUCUGGAGGGGUUCUGCCUCUGAAAGAUCAGCUGAAGAAAAAAACACAAGAAAGCUAUGAUUUCCAGGGGAAAUUGCACAGCGAUCCCAAUGUCAAUGUGCUUAAUAGUCAAGAUCGGGACAAAGAGGUUACGAGUCCAUCAAAACCUUUUUCGAGCCCUAGGUCUAAUCUUACGGACAGUGACUGGACUGAACUCCUCAGCACGCCCAAUCAAGAGACCCCAUUUGGGGCGAAUCGGACUAAUGGAACGUCUGGGAUUCGUGGUCUGCGGAAAGAUGGGCGGAGGCAGGCGAGUUCAGGUUUGAAUUUGUCAGGACUGGAAGCGAAGAGGAAUUAUAGGAGUAAUAAUAGUGCUUCGAAGCCUCAGCGAAGGUCUGAUGUUGGACCAGGAAAUAGAGAGAAUGCAGGUGGAUUGGAUAGGAAAUUGAGUGAUGAGAAAGAGUUGGGACGUUCAGACUCAGUGGAUAGAACAUCGAGUGCUGAGUUGCGAAAUGAUGGUAAGUAUGUGGAAGCACAAGAAUCGGAACUUGUGAUGGUGGUGGGAGAUGACUCGAAUCCAGAAAGGAGUGUUGUUAAAGAUAGUGUUGAGGAUGGAGGGAGGAUUAUAUCUAAGGGGCAUUCGGUUGAUAAAAAUCAUCAUUUGGAAACAAAAUUGGUGGCUGAAAGAGGUGAUAGGAUACCUGAUAUGAAUAAGGCAAUCAAUGAUGAGCAGAAAAGGUUAGGGCAGUCAAAUGCUGGCUUGGGGAGUUCAGUCUCUCUUGAGUUGAAAGGAACUACUUCUGUAAGUGAUGAAAGGUCUGAUUCAGAUACAGACUCUGCUUCCUCGUCUGACUCAGAAAGUGAACGCAUCAGGGAGGAAAGGAAAAGGAGAAGAAAGCAGAUUCUGGCCGAGAAACAGGCAGCUAAAGCUGUUGCGGCAAUCAAAGAACGCGAGAAUAUGGUUGCAAGGUUGGAGGGGGAGAAAGAAAGCUUAGAGAAAAUACUUGAAGAGAGAGAGAAACAGCAAGCACAAGAGGCUUCAGAACUCCAGACAACAAUGAUGGAAACAAUGGAAGCUGUUGAGUUAGAGAAGCAGAAACAUAAUAAUACUAGAAUGGAAGCCCUUGCAAGAUUGGCUAAGCUUGAGACUGUCAAUGCUGAACUUGCAAGAUCCCUGGCUACUGCCCAAUGGAAUCUUGAAGUAGAGGUUAAUCGGGUGGCAGAAAUCCGUCAACAAAUUGAAUUGAAAGAAGUUGCCCUUGAAGAACAAAGAAGGAGGAUCCCCAAUGCUCAUCAGAUGGGAACCUCUCUAAGCCAUUUGGUGGCUGCAAAAGGAGUUGAAUUUGAGAAAGAGAUACUUGAGGCGGAGUACUCUUUCAUUACUGACAAAAUUGGAUGGUUGCAAGACAAGGCAAAGAAGCUGGAAGCAAACAUUGAAAUGACGCGGAAGGAGAUGGAGAGUCCAACAGUAGUAGAAGUUGAGCUCAAAAGGAGGCUAUUCCAGCUGACUGACCAUUUAAUUCAGAAACAAGCCCAGGUGGAGGCUCUUUCCUCGGAGAAGGCAACGCUACUGUUUAGAAUCGAGGCUGUUUCAAGAUUGCUGGAAGAAAACAAGUUGUUACUCUUGUCGAGGGAUGACCUGGAGUCGGGAUCAUGGGAUAUUUCUGAUUCAAAGCUGAAGCCUCUAUUGGAAGACAGAAUUCGAUCUGGUGGGCAGCACUUCUGGUCGUUGAUGCGGCAGUUGGACACAAUUUUUUCUGCAGGUGCUGUGUUUCUGAGGAGGAAUUCAACGGCUAAAUGGUGGGCUUUGUUUUACCUUGUAAGCCUUCAUUUGUGGGUUAUUUAUAUACUUACGUCACACUCCGAAACAACAGUGGAGACGAGAUCAGGUGCGGUCAUGUCCCUGGAGAAUAUCAAUAGCACAGGUGGUGUGUGAUUGUGUUUUUAUAAGGGGCCAUGUUUUUCUUUAUCCAUUUGUUCUGCCUCAGCAUUUAAGAGGUCUAUAGAUGUGGUCUGUGCAGUUUUUUUUGGCCUGCCCCAACUAUAAUAGAGAUGUAAUAUGUACCUUUUAUUUCUUAUAAGUGCAAAAAAGCAGCCUCUUUUACAAUAA